Drosophila mauritiana is the source of this 380-nucleotide messenger RNA. RefSeq lists its product as uncharacterized. The record is from RefSeq and is a predicted model, not a curated record. The transcript has a single exon. Lineage: Eukaryota; Metazoa; Arthropoda; Insecta; Diptera; Drosophilidae. The coding region runs from base 40 to 303 and encodes 87 amino acids.
AGAUUUAAGCUUUCGCAAGUUCCCAUAUCAAAAGUGGACAUGCGUUUCGUAUUUGUAUUCGUCCUGUUAUCGGUCCUGGCCCUCAGCCUGGUUUCCGCCAAGGAACAAUCAAAAACUAGCUCAUCGCCAGGAAGGAACAAUGUCGGAGCCACAGUGAAUCCUCGAUUGCGUCCCAAGCGUAAUAUAUUGUUCAAUCGGCCCACCAUUCGUGGCCAAGUGCAACGCUAUAUCUAUGGCUAUCCCUAUCAUAAUGGUAUUCCUACGUACUACAAAUACCCGUACUACGGUUACUUCAGGAUCUAAUCCUUUAGCUAAAAUAAUCAUUUAGCUGCAAAUAAAUGAUUACUGAAUGGUUUUCCUUGUGAUUCACAGCUUCGAAA